AUGGCUGUGCGGGGCACCAGCACCUUGACGCCCUUCUCCAUCCAGGCGAUCCUCAACAAGAAAGAGGAGCGCGGGGGGCUGACCACGCCAGAAGGGCGCCCCAUGCCUGGGGGCCGCGCGGCCGUGGCGCCCGCUGCUUGCUGCUGGCGGCUCUUUGGGGAGACGGACGCAGGCGCGUUGGGGGGCGCCGAGGACACUCUGCUGGCGUCGCCUGCCGGGACCAGGGCAGCUACUGGACGGACCACGGGAAGUCCCGCGGGCUGGGACUCAGACUCUGCUCUCAGCGAGGACGCCCCGAGGGCCAGCGCAGCCGGUGGCGCUGGGGGAACCCUGGGCCUCAGCCGGCCGGCCUGCGAACUUCCCGCCACCAAGGACCUAGAGGAGGAAGCCGAGGGCAGGAGCGACAGCGAGAUGUCGGCCAGCGUCUCAGGCGACCACAGCCCGAGGGCGGAGGACGACGGUGUUGGCUCAGGAAGCGCUCACGGAACGGCUGUAUGUAGUGGAGGCGGGGGCGGCGGGGGUCCGGCCGGCUGCACGGAGGAGGAGGAGGAGCCAGCAGCACCCAAGCCCCGCAAGAAGCGCUCCCGGGCGGCCUUCUCGCACGCUCAGGUCUUUGAGUUGGAGCGUCGCUUCAACCAUCAGCGCUACCUGUCCGGGCCGGAGCGCGCCGACCUGGCCGCCUCGCUGAAGCUCACCGAGACUCAAGUGAAGAUCUGGUUCCAGAACCGUCGCUACAAGACCAAGCGCCGCCAGAUGGCCGCUGAUCUGCUGGCCUCGGCACCCGCCGCCAAGAAAGUGGCUGUGAAGGUGCUAGUGCGCGACGACCAGAGACAGUACCUGCCCGGCGAGGUGCUCCGGCCACCCUCGCUGCUACCGCUGCAGCCGUCCUACUAUUACCCCUACUACUGCCUCCCUGGCUGGGCACUAUCCACAUGCGCCGCCGCUGCGGGCACCCAGUGA
Molecule: messenger RNA, 960 nt
Organism: Chrysochloris asiatica (Cape golden mole)
Lineage: Eukaryota; Metazoa; Chordata; Mammalia; Afrosoricida; Chrysochloridae
Gene: NKX3-2
Product: NK3 homeobox 2
Exons: 2
Coding region: 1-960 (319 amino acids)
Biological process (GO): regulation of transcription by RNA polymerase II; cell differentiation
Cellular component (GO): nucleus
Molecular function (GO): DNA-binding transcription factor activity, RNA polymerase II-specific; RNA polymerase II cis-regulatory region sequence-specific DNA binding
Source: RefSeq, a predicted model, not a curated record